AUGUCCGCGACUCCAAUUAGACUUUGGAGCCUUACCGUCCCUGCGACAGGCGAAAUCGUCGCUCUCGAAGAACUCGGAAUCCCACUCAAUGUUUCUAUUACUAUGGCUGCCAUUGACCCUACAGAAGAGGCCAAGGGAGACGGUCCAAGGCUCUCUACUCUCAAGCUUCUCCACCAGAAUAUGAGCGAACCCGACGUUGAGGACUUUGACGAUGACGAAUCUAUCGAUUCAGACCUUGCCUCCGGAGGGGAUGACUCUGAGGAAGACUCCGAAGAGGAGGAGGAAGAGGAAAAGCCAAAGGGCAAGGGCAAGGGUAAGGUCGCUGAUAAGAAAGACGACAAGAAGGCCGACAAGAAGGCCGACAAGAAGGCUGAGGUAGGCGACGAAGACGACGAGGAUGACGAUGACCUUUUGCUUGAAGGCUCUGAUGAUGAGGAUGAUGACUACGAAGAGGUUGUCGUCUGCACUUUGGACUCCACCAAGACAUACCAACAACCACUACAACUCACUGUCGGCGACGGCGAGCCAGUCUUCUUCAAGGUUACCGGCUCCUAUACUGUCUACCUCACCGGAAACUACGUCACAGAGCCCCGCCAACUACCUCCAUCCUACGGUGGAGACGACUCUGAGGACGAAGAUGAUCUAUAUUCCGAUGAUGAGGAUGAAUUCGACAUGGAUGCCGAGGAUGAACUCCAGCAGGUCCUUGCGCAGCUCAAGAGUGGUGCUUAUGACGAUGUUGACGCCGACUCCGACGAGGAAUCCGAUGAUUUGGACGACCUCGAGGAUCCCCGUAUCACCGAAAUCGACGACGAUGAGGAAGCUCCAGCAUUAGUCAAGUCAAAGAAGCCAGAGGAGGUUCUUACCAACAAGGAAAAGAAGGCUGCCGCAAAGGCCGCUCAGCUUAAGGCUAAGGCUGCCGAGACAGCCGCCAAGGCACUCUCCGCGAAGAAGCGAUCUGCAGACGAAAUGGAUAUUGAUGUUCCACCCAGCAGUGAGACUCUUUCUAGCGGUAGCGCCGCUCCUGCUGCCGCCACUGAAGCUCCACAAAGCAGCCUCUCCAAGAAACAACAGAAGAAGCUCAAGGCCAAUAGCGGCGAGCCCGUCUCUGUUUCUACCCCAACCGAGAAGAAAAAGGUCCAAUUCGCCUCUCAGCUCGAACAGGGGCCCACGCCAAAUGGCAACAAGUCCCCCGCAACCCCAGUCGAGAAGAAAAAGGCCGAGAAGACCAAGGACGAGAAGCCAACUGCUCAAUCCUCGAAGUCCCGUACCGUUGAUGGUGUCAAGAUCGAAGACCACAAACUUGGUAGCGGCCCAGAGGCCAAGAAGGGCCAGAAGGUUUCUAUGAGGUAUAUUGGCAAGCUCACUGAUGGCAAGGUCUUUGACAGCAACAAAAAGGGUAAACCAUUUACCUUUAACCUUGGAAAAGGUGAUGUUAUUAAGGGUUGGGAUAUCGGUGUCGCUGGUAUGAAAGUUGGCGGAGAGAGAAAACUCGUAAUUCCAGCAAACCUCGCGUACGGAAACAAAGCUCUGCCAGGUAUCCCUAAGAACAGUACUUUGGUUUUUGAAGUCAAACUUCUUGAGAUCAAAUAA
This is a messenger RNA of Orbilia oligospora ATCC 24927, 1590 nucleotides long. RefSeq lists its product as uncharacterized. Gene Ontology annotation, molecular function: macrolide binding; peptidyl-prolyl cis-trans isomerase activity. The transcript has 4 exons. The coding region runs from base 1 to 1590 and encodes 529 amino acids. Gene Ontology annotation, cellular component: nucleolus; chromatin. NCBI's taxonomy places the organism in Eukaryota, Fungi, Ascomycota, Orbiliomycetes, Orbiliales, Orbiliaceae. The record is from RefSeq and is a predicted model, not a curated record.